AUGGUGAAGUUGAAGCGCAUGAUAUCAGAUGAUGGCAAAGGCGUGGGAGAGGUGCUGGAUGAGAAAGUGUGUGAUUCCCAUGACAACUGCACUCCCCUGGCCGUGGUGGGAUUUAUCCGCUUUGCCCUGCAUCCCAGCACUCCCAAUGACACCGACUGUUACGGCGGGGAUCCUGGCCCUGCCGAGGAGUCCGGUUCGUCCGCAGCUGCUGGCGCUUCCAGUAGCGAAGCACUCAAUUGCGAGGACAGUGCAGACACAGGCUCAGUAGAGUGGGUGUCAGGGGAUUCUGAUGUAGAUAGUGAUUCUGCCAGUGUAAGGGAUUCUGGCGAAGUAGCGGAUGCUUCUGCCAGUGAUGGAGCACUCAAUAGCGAGGACAAAGAGCGAGCCUCAGGAGACUCUGGUGCAGCAGCAGCAGCAGCAGGUGUUGCGGAGGCCAAAGACAGCAAAAGCCAACAGUUAACCGGCCGGCGAAAGCUGGGCGGCAAAGAGAGGAGGGAUGCAAUGCUGGGCGGCAAAGGCAAGCAUGAAAGGGGAAGGGAGGGGAAGGAGAGGGAUGAAGUGACGGUGGAGGGGAUGGGGGAGGGUGGGGUGAAGGGGAGUGUGAAGGGCGAGGCAGCCAGAUGGAGGAAGGAGCACGCAGAGAGACUGCUGUCGCCUCUGCAACUGGCGUUUGCACGUGAGGCAACCGAGGCACUGAAGGCGGCGCAGGGCAUGAGAUGGACGUACUCGCUCUCACACAUGCCUCAAGCGGAAGAGAGCAACCAGGAAGACCAGGGAAACACGCCCGCGCCCUACCACCUCCCUCCAAACGUUGCCAUUGUCUCGUUGCAGGAGCUUGCACCCAAUGAGGUCACCGUUCGAUUUGCACACCUGUACGAGGCCAAGGAGCAUCCGCAGCUGUCCAGCCUAGCUUCUGUUCAUCUCCCCUCGCUCUUCGCCUCACGAAAGAUCAAGAAUGUCACUGAGCUGAAUCUUUUUGCAAGCCAGAAACGAUCGGAAAUGCGUCCACCAUUGGAGUGGCAAGUGGAGGAGAGAGAAGCUUCUGGUGGGCAUGGCGAAACGAAGGAGGGGAGAGCUGGUGAAUCAACCCGCCUCACUCGCUUCCCCUCCGCCGCGUCGUCCACGCGUCUCCUGCCGUCGCCCUCGCUUCGCAUCCCAUCGCCUUCCUCGUCUUUUGAGGCGCCUCAAAAGUCGCCCUCGAUUCGCAUCCCAUCGCCUUCCUCGUCUUUUGAGGCGCCUCAAAAGUCGCCCUCGCUUCGCAUCCCAUCGCCUUCCUCGUCUUUUGAGGCGCCUCAAAAGUCGCCCUCGAUUCGCAUCGCAUCGCCUUCCUCGUCCUCCCCGCUUCAACUGCCCAUCGCCGUUUCUCGUCGCCCUCGCUUCCCCUGCCCGCCGCCGCUCCCCGUCGCCCUCGCGUCCCCACCCAAUGCCUUCCCGUCGCACUCGCUCUCCUUACCCGUCUUUCUCGUUUCCCCUGCCCGUUGCCCUAAUUUCCCCUGCCCAUCGCCCUACUUUCCUGUCCGUCGCCCUAAUUCCCCUGUCCGUCGCCCUAAUUCCCCUGUCCGUCGCCCUAAUUCCCCUGUCCGUCGCCCUAAUUCUCCUGUCCGUCGCCGUAAUAUCCACUAA
Molecule: messenger RNA, 1623 nt
Organism: Closterium sp. Yama58-4
Lineage: Eukaryota; Viridiplantae; Streptophyta; Zygnematophyceae; Desmidiales; Closteriaceae
Source: the annotation of a GenBank genome assembly